Messenger RNA from Lactuca saligna, 291 nucleotides. The record is from the annotation of a GenBank genome assembly. NCBI's taxonomy places the organism in Eukaryota, Viridiplantae, Streptophyta, Magnoliopsida, Asterales, Asteraceae.
AUGGUGAAUGUAACAACUCCAUCUCUUCCUGGAAUAUUUGAAUCAGGAAGGGAUGAUAAUCAAGCUAAACAAGAGAGCAACAUCCCAGACGUUGAUGCAACAAACAAUGAUCAGUCUAUCCCAAACUUUGGUGAUAAAUCUGAGGCUGACGAAAAGAGGAAGGCUUCCUUAUUAAAGGGAGCCAAUGACAUUGAAGUUGGAAGCUCUUCUUCCGCUAGUGAUCCUUCAGCCCCUCCUCCUUCCAAGAAAAGAAAGCUCACUAUUGAUGUGGAAGAUUUAGCUAAAGACUAG